AUGACGGUGGCCUUUGCGGUCUCUGUUGACGAUCAUGGCGGGUUUUUCUGUUUUCGCCCCAUUGGCGAUGGACUCUACAGUCAACAAGGUGGCAUCUCCGGCAUUUCGGAGAUGAUCUGGUUAUCCACACUAUCCCCUCCCCCCGUGCCCGAUGUACGUGGGUCCGUUCGCUCGUUGGUUGGCUCCGUCCCCUCCACCAUCGUUGACCUUGUGUUAGCAUUGGAUCGAUCGAUUGCUGUCGCUCUUUCGAUGCCUUCUCGGCCUCACGAGCGCUUCCGUGAGAAAGGGUGCCAGGCCGGUCAUGUGACUCCCGAUCGUUGCCACCUCCUUCCCUUGCGGGUGUCGGCCGCUGGUCCUGGGAGGCGCGGUCAGCGUGUGGCCAAGCUGAGCGACCCACAGACAGAUGGUGAGUACGGAAAAAGAGUUGUCUUUCAAGACACCCGCGGCAUGCACAGAUCGGACCGACGCGAACCCGGCAAAAUGGGAUCCACUCCUCCCAACUCGGAUUGUUCUGACUGCAGGCGUAUUCCGAGUCGGCGAAGAGUAGAGGCUAUCUGCACGCUCAAUAUGCCAGCUGCUGUCAGGGCCUCUGUCGAGGCCCAGGGCAGAGCUGGACAGAUGACCUCUGUUAGCGGUCACGUACUUGUACUUGUUACGGCUGCGCUUAUGCCUGAUCUAGCCGGGCUCAAUGAUGUCAAGGACGGUAACCCUCCAUGCGUGACGAUUUGCGGCAGCGGAGCUAGAGAGCUCCACCCAGUCUCUUCCCCAGCGACGCAGACGCAAGACAGAAGGUUCGAAAACUGCUUCCAUGUCUUGACGGACGGUGCCGAGCCAGGUCUUUAG
Molecule: messenger RNA, 843 nt
Organism: Dibothriocephalus latus
Lineage: Eukaryota; Metazoa; Platyhelminthes; Cestoda; Diphyllobothriidea; Diphyllobothriidae
Source: the annotation of a GenBank genome assembly